AAAAAGGAAAAAGGAAAAGAAGAAAAACAGAACAGCCCACAUCCAAGGAUUUCCCGCAAAGGUAAAGGCAUAUGAGAAUAACGGAAACCAAAGGGGAGGGUGGGGCCGCAAAAAGAAGGGCGGGAGAUUAAUCCAAAUUGAUUACAAUCAAAACAUCAUCUUCCUCCGUGAUGCCAAAACUUCCACUAAACUCCCAAAAGCCUCCUUAAAAAACCCCCCCGUUCCCCGUCAACAGCAAAAACAAAAAGCCAGCACUCGCCAAAUAAAUAAAUAAAAGCAGCAAAGAAGAAUAAUCAGCUAACAGAUAACACACGCACAGGAAUCAAACACCGAAAACAUUAAAAUAAAAUCCACUCUCUGCUCUUCGCUUUCUCCUUUUUCAUUCUAUCUUUUUUUUUAAUAUUUUAAUUAAUAUAUACAUGGCGGAUCUGUACGGACCGGCACGGUCACCGGCCACUGAGCCAGAAGAGAUCUCUACUUUCCUCCAACAGUUCCUCGGCAACAACUCUUCUUCCCCCUCUUCUAAAUUCAUCGAUCACGCUCUCUCUACGCAGAUGGAGACUGGCUCUACCGCCGUUGAAUUGUUGGAUUGCCAACUGUUUGGACAGUCGGAGACGGAGUGCGGAGUCGGUGCUGGAAACUCCGGUGUCAAUCUCUCUGAUCCCGGUGGUUAUUAUGUUAAAGAAGGCGUGGAUAAUGCGGUCUCUUCAGGUAUUUCAAAGAGAAGGGGAGUCUCCGUGGAGGAUGAUCUAGGUGAUUUUAGCUGCGAUAGCGAGAAGGGGGCGGAGGUGCAAGCUAAUGCAGUGCGGCCGCGAAGUUCAUCGAAGAGGAGUAGAGCUGCGGAGGUUCAUAAUUUAUCUGAAAAGAGGAGGAGGAGCAGGAUCAAUGAGAAAAUGAAAGCCUUACAGAAUUUAAUUCCUAAUUCUAAUAAGACGGAUAAGGCGUCGAUGCUGGAUGAGGCCAUUGAAUACUUGAAGCAGCUUCAGCUUCAAGUGCAGAUGUUAACAAUGAGAAAUGGAUUGAGUUUGCACCCGAUGUGCUUACCAGGAGCACUACAGCCAAUGCAGCCGCCCUUGUCAGGAAUGAGCUUUGAUGAAGGAAAUGGGUUGUUAACUACAAACACAUUAACAGGCAUAUUUUCUGCAAAUGAAGAAAGCUCGGUGCAAACUGCUCUUAAUCUUCCAAGCCAGUGCACGGUCUCAAAUCAACCAAUUGCUAUUCCUUCAGGGACAAACAUUACCUCAUCAGAAACUAACUUUGGUUUUGAACCACUGAUCCAUGUCAACCAUGCACCCUUCAAUCUGUGCACGUCUUCAAAGGAAAUAUGCAGGGAAGGAACACCACAGGCACAAAUAGAGAUGGAUCAAACUGUGAAGACUUCUCCAUCCGGUGUGUCUUAGCUCUGUCUUACUCUUCAAAUACAUGAUCAAUGAAAUUGCCACCAAUAACAGUUACCGUUUGUCCAAAUACCUUAUGAGCUGCAAAUGUUCCUCAAAACUACUGACUUCUCACCCUUCACCAGGUCAUUUAUUUUGUAAUUUAUAACAGGUUAGAUACAACUAUAAGAACCGAACUCCUAGCAUCCUUUGACUUCAUUAGAAAUGUUAGCCCAAAAUCUAUUUAGUUGUUUAAUUAUUUAGGAAACCAGGACGAUUCUGUUAGAUUGGAUGAAUGUUUCCAUUGCUACUGUGUUUGAAAUCUGUAUUUGAAAGAAGGGAAUGAAGUUGAAGGAUGCUAUAUAAUCCUUACCAUUUUUGCUA
Molecule: messenger RNA, 1760 nt
Organism: Populus euphratica (Euphrates poplar)
Lineage: Eukaryota; Viridiplantae; Streptophyta; Magnoliopsida; Malpighiales; Salicaceae
Product: transcription factor SPATULA-like
Exons: 6
Coding region: 420-1400 (326 amino acids)
Cellular component (GO): nucleus
Molecular function (GO): protein dimerization activity
Source: RefSeq, a predicted model, not a curated record